Molecule: messenger RNA, 351 nt
Organism: Chilo suppressalis (striped riceborer)
Lineage: Eukaryota; Metazoa; Arthropoda; Insecta; Lepidoptera; Crambidae
Source: the annotation of a GenBank genome assembly
AUGGCGUUUCCACAGCCUAACGCUCAAAGAGAACUUACGAACAGAAAAAUAUUAGAAGAACUUCAAUUGAAGAAACAGAUGCUUUUGAAGCAAGGCGCCGUUGCACCGCUUACUGCUACAUCCAUAGCACUUACACAGCCAAAUCCUGUCAGUCAACUUCCCAUGUGUUCUAUUCCUCCUGUCUCAGCGACUGCUGGAUUCCCACAACUGCCGGAAGCAAAUAUAGUUAAUACAAGUCAUCGUGCAGCAUUACAACACGCCAAUGCUACAUCCUGUGGCUUUUUCGUAUCUCAAGACUCUUCUUUUGGUAACCAGAUAUUACCAGUACUUCCACGGUUUGAUAACAAGUAA